AUGUCGGCACCAACACCGGCCACGCAGCCGGUCAAGACCAAAUCCAAAGCCUACUCUUCCACUGUCGCCAUCCAGGGCGAUGCAGCCAAGUACCGUCUCAAGUACAAAGAGCUCAAGAAAAAGGUGCGCGAGAUCGAAGUCGAAAACGACAAGCUCCAUCUCAAGACGCUUGGCAUCAAACGCAACAUCCAGCGUAUGCGUCUCGAGCGCGCCAUCCUCUACGAACGCCUCGAGGCCGAAUCGCAAGCUACGCCUGGUGUUGCAGCCUAUCCACCGCCGCCACAACACUACGAAUUGGAUGCACGACGCGAUGAUAUUUAUGCUCCUCUGGGAGGCGCUGCUGGUGGAGCUGCAGGAGCUGGUUCGUCGAGCGGACUAGCCCGCGGCGGAGCAAGCGACUAUGGUGGAUAUGGUGCGACCGGUGGUGGAGCGAGUAGCAGCGCAUACCGACAGCCUGCUCUAUCAUCAGCUUCCGUAGCAGCAGCCUCUGCAGUACCAAGCUCGAGAGCGCCCUUUGGCUCGACGUACGACGACUAUCCCCCGCCGCCCCCACCUCCUGCCAGAUCGCAUCCACACGCAGCAGCCCACUCCCAUACCCACGCCAGACCGUACGCAUCAUCGUCGUCGUAUGAUUCACGCCACCACUCUCCACAACCGCCACCGCCCGCCUCGUCCACGGGCGACCGCGCCGAGAGGCUUAGGCAGUACACAGAGAGUCCCUCGCCCGAGCCUGCCUCGAGGCGCGUCGACGUGCACGGUGUUGCUGCUUCCCCGCUCGCGGCUCGUUCAGCAGAUCCAGCUGCGUCGGCAGCCGACGCCGCCAGUCUGUCGUCUUCGGCGUCUCGCUCUAAUAUGAAGGUCACUCUUCGUCGGGGUGCCUGA
Molecule: messenger RNA, 882 nt
Organism: Sporisorium graminicola
Lineage: Eukaryota; Fungi; Basidiomycota; Ustilaginomycetes; Ustilaginales; Ustilaginaceae
Exons: 1
Coding region: 1-882 (293 amino acids)
Source: RefSeq, a predicted model, not a curated record